Aspergillus alliaceus is the source of this 783-nucleotide messenger RNA. RefSeq lists its product as uncharacterized. The record is from RefSeq and is a predicted model, not a curated record. The coding region runs from base 1 to 783 and encodes 260 amino acids. The transcript has 2 exons. Gene Ontology annotation, molecular function: transmembrane transporter activity. NCBI's taxonomy places the organism in Eukaryota, Fungi, Ascomycota, Eurotiomycetes, Eurotiales, Aspergillaceae. Gene Ontology annotation, cellular component: membrane. Gene Ontology annotation, biological process: transmembrane transport.
AUGGUCCGCGGUGAUUUCUAUAGUGAUUGCACUUUACCAGAUGGUUCAAGAGCUGAAUAUUCAGAGGAUGAUGAAGAUAAAGAUGAGUUGGACACGAAGACCAAAAUGAUUGCGGUCAUCCGAGACCAGCGAAAGAUCUAUGCAAGGCAGUGUUGUCAAAGCCAAAUCACUAAUGAAGCCAAUGGUCCUGCUAGGUUCUUCUUCAGCUGCGGUGCCAUAUGGGAAGCCGUCACUGCACAAAAAGGGAUCCAAUAUCAGCUAGUAUCUGUCAACUCAGAGGAGAAUAAGGGCGCACUGGAAUAUUGCCAAACGAUCGUAACCACCGGCUCCGUCGACGCAACAACAGCAAUGCAAUCCGCUAUCAUUCUCAUCGGAUUCGUCUUCAAUAUCGCAGUCAUCGCCUCCGUCUCGCGCCUCACAUGGACUUUUGCCCGCGAUGGUGGCCUGCCGUAUUCCAAGUUCUUUGCACAAGUAAUCCCCAUCCGCGCCACCUGCCUCGUCUGCUUUAACGAUAUUCUGCUCUCGCUCGUCAAAAUCACCUCGACCACUGCCCUCAGCGCUAUCCUCGCUCUCAUAACUAGCUCCAAUUCCAUUUCACACAUUAUGCCCACGGCUAUGAUGGCCCGGAAACGUGUCCGGAAGGAGCGGAUUGUGUCUGGCCCAUUUGCACUUGGCCGAUGGGAUCUGGCCAUCAACCUCUACAAUAUCAUUUUUGGUAUCUUCAUAUGUACCUUUGUGUCGUUUCCGACCGAGAUCCCUGUGACAGCGACGAACAUGAACUAA